UUUUUUUAUAAUAAUGUCUCUCUUGUCCUCAUCUUUCCUUCUUUGUUUCACUGGCUUUCUUUCUUUUUUUUUUAUUUAUUAUGACUACAAGAGUUAACUUCACUCCUCGCAUAGCUUGUGUGAUGGUUGGAUUACCCGCGAGGGGAAAGACAUAUAUUUCACAAAAAAUAUGUCGAUAUCUUACAUGGCUUGGUAUCAAAACAAAGGUGUUUAACGUAGGAAAUUGUCGAAGGGAACUUUGUGGUGCUCAACAAGACAAUACAUUCUUCGAUCCAAAUAAUCAAUCAGGACAAAAACAACGCAAGGAAGCUGCUUUUAUGACACUACAACAAAUGCUCAAAUGGUAUGAUGAAGAAGAGGGCAUAGUUGGAAUCUAUGAUGCGACAAAUAGUACCUUGGAAAGACGACAAUGGCUUCAUGAAACGCUUACUCAAAAAGAUAUUCAGGUGUUUUUUAUCGAAUCUAUUUGUGAAGAUGAAGCAUUAGUAUCAGCAAACAUAAGAGAUGUGAAACUCAGUUCUCCAGAUUAUAAAGAUAUGGAUCCCGAAAUGGCUUUAUCUGAUUUUCAAGCUCGUAUUGCUCAAUAUACAACUCAAUAUCAAACUAUUGUGGAACAAGAUUACUCGUAUAUCAAACUCAUCAAUGUUGGAAGUCAAGUGAUCGUCAAUUUGGUUAAAGGUUAUUUGGAAUCUCGUAUCGUAUACUAUCUUAUGAAUCUUCAUAUUCGUGGUAGAAAGAUUUAUAUGUCAAGACAUGGUGAAUCAAUGUAUAAUUUGGAAGGAAAAUUGGGUGGUGAUUCUGAUCUUUCUCCUCGUGGUCGAUUAUAUGCUCAAAUAUUACCUGAUCUUAUUAAGGAAAAGUUAGGUGGAAAGGAAUUGAUGGUAUGGACUUCUACUCUCAAAAGGACAAUUCAAACAAGUGAAUACCUUCCAUAUCCAAAACAGCAUCGUAAAGCUUUGGAUGAAUUAGAUGCUGGUGUAUGUGAUGGUCUGACUUAUGAACAAGUAGAGGAGAAAUAUCCUGAAGAUUUUGCAAGACGAGAUGAUGAUAAAUUCAAUUAUAGAUAUCGUGGUGGCGAAUCUUAUCGAGAUGUGGUGUUACGAUUAGAACCUAUUAUUAUGGAUUUAGAAAGACAAGAAGAUAUAUUGAUCGUUGGUCAUCAAGCUAUUAUUCGUUGUCUUUAUGGUUAUUUUAUGAACUAUAGUCAAGAAGAUUUACCCUAUAUCAAGAUCCCAUUACAUACCUUGAUCGAACUUACACCCAAAGCCUAUUAUUGUGAAGAAAAGUUUUAUAAAGCGGAUAUUCCAGCCGUUGACACUCAUCGAAGUAAACCAACUCAAAGAAAACCACCUAUCAAUACUCAAGCUGUGGUUGGUUCAGGUGGUGAAGUUCCAAGUCCAUUAUUAUCUAACUCUGUCUUUCCUUCUAGUCCUACAAUUAGAACUCACUCAUCUUCAUAGAAUACCUCUUAUUAUUAUUAUUAUUAUUUCAUUUUCAUAAUAAUAAAAAACACUGCUUUUAUAUUUGUACCUGGUAAAUGGAGCUU
Molecule: messenger RNA, 1546 nt
Organism: Halteromyces radiatus
Lineage: Eukaryota; Fungi; Mucoromycota; Mucoromycetes; Mucorales; Cunninghamellaceae
Product: 6-phosphofructo-2-kinase-domain-containing protein
Exons: 8
Coding region: 81-1460 (459 amino acids)
Biological process (GO): fructose 2,6-bisphosphate metabolic process; fructose metabolic process
Cellular component (GO): cytosol
Molecular function (GO): 6-phosphofructo-2-kinase activity; fructose-2,6-bisphosphate 2-phosphatase activity; ATP binding
Source: RefSeq, a predicted model, not a curated record